Rotaria sordida is the source of this 519-nucleotide messenger RNA. The record is from the annotation of a GenBank genome assembly. Lineage: Eukaryota; Metazoa; Rotifera; Eurotatoria; Philodinida; Philodinidae.
AUGUCAAAAGAAAAUAUCAGUAGGGCUAUAGCACCUGCUCGUGUUCAAACUCAACAACCACAAUCUUAUUUUCGUCCAAUAAAUAAUAGUUUUAACCUAUUACCUAGUGAAAAAGUCUAUCGUGAAUGGGAAUAUCGUGAUAAUCUAGGUUGUUGUAAUAAUGCAUAUUAUACUGCCCUGACGGAUAUUCGACUUCUUACUCGAUAUGAAGAACAUAUGUGUUGUACAAAUUGUUCUGAACCUUCACAUACAGAUUCGGCUAUUUUCUUACGUGAUAUUGAUCAAAUGCGUGAAUCACGUGGUGAACAACCAACUUUUUUCUUUCUUCUUUGGAUAACAUUAAUAUGUGCAUGGCCUUGUUAUGUUGUACGUCGUAUCUUUUGUCCAAAACCAAAAUGUUUGGAAAUUUUCGGUUCAUUUGGUUCUGAAAUGGUACGAGUUAAAAGAGAAGAUAUGCCAGUAGCUCAAGUCGAUAUAUCAACAGCUGUUAUAAAUAGCAAAUUGGUUGGUCGAUCUUAA